Molecule: messenger RNA, 3824 nt
Organism: Achroia grisella
Lineage: Eukaryota; Metazoa; Arthropoda; Insecta; Lepidoptera; Pyralidae
Exons: 3
Coding region: 1-3681 (1226 amino acids)
Biological process (GO): proteolysis
Molecular function (GO): aspartic-type endopeptidase activity
Source: RefSeq, a predicted model, not a curated record
AUGGAUCAGGCUAAUUUAUCAGUUCCCGUAAAAUCCCCUACUAGAUCUCCUAAUAAAACUAGUGAAUUAAGUCUAUAUAUACGCAAAAGAGGCGUCAUUAAAGGUAGGCUAACAAAAUUGGAUAAAUACAUAGAAUCAGUCCUUUUACAACCGUCUUCAUUCAAAAAAGCCGAAUUCAAAUUACGCAUACAAGGCGCAUCUUCUCUAUUAACCGAUUUUAAUGAAGUUCAGUCUAAAAUUGAAGAGUAUUCUGAUGAUAUCGAUGAACAAUUAGAGCAUAGGGAAGAAUUUGAAACAAAUUAUUACGGUGUGAUUGCUAGGGCUGAUGAGUUGCUAUCUGGUGACAAAUCUACCGAAGAUUCUCAUAAAGGAUCUCUUAAUUUAAUGAAAUUGCCGACCUUAUCUUUACCUUCCUAUGACGGUUCCUUUGAAAAUUGGCUGGAGUAUAGGGAUUGUUACCUAUCACUAAUACAUAACUCCAAAGAAAUAAGCGCAAUACAAAAAUUUCAUUAUUUAAAAUCAUCAUUGAAGGGUAGCGCUGAAUUAGUUAUAGACUCACUAGAGUUUUCUGCAGCUAACUAUUCCGUUGCAUGGGAGUUACUCGUAAAUAGGUAUGAUAAUAAUAGAUUACUUAUUCAUAACCACGUUAAAGCAUUAUUUUCAAUCCAACCAUUGACAAAGGAAUCACCAGAGUUAUUGAGAAAGCUUAUCGACACUGUACUUAAGAAUAUACGCGCAUUAAAAAUUCUCGGUGAGCCUACUGAACAUUGGGACACACUAAUUAUUUAUAUAAUCGUUUCAAAAUUCGAUCCCAUCACAGAACGCGAAUGGGAGCAACACAAAACACUAUUAUUUUCAAUUAACACCAGUGAUUCUCAAUGUCGGUUGAAACUUCAAAAUUUGCUUGAUUUCGUUGGUCGUAGGGCGGACAUGUUAGAAACGUUAAUAGUGUCAAACAAACCGAUGCACAAUAAUAUUAAAAAACAACACAUUAAUCAGUCGCAAAAGAUACACUGUAACGUUUCUUCCAUGUCCACAAAUAAACCACAACAAAAUACAAUUACACACUACAAAUCCUGCCCUAUGUGUCAUUCCAAACAUCCAUUAUAUUCAUGCCAGCAGUUUUUAAAUCUAUCAGUUUUAGAUAGAUGUAAAAUAGUCACACAAAAUAAAUUAUGCGAGAACUGUUUACGCUUAGGACACUCGGCUACUGACUGUCGAUUCGGUCCAUGUCGGCACUGUUCGUGUAAACAUAAUACACUAUUACAUCGAGAUGACACACACUUGCAACGAGAGGUUACUGAUGGAGGCACGCAAAAUAACGCUUUAACGUUAUUCACAUUAGAUAACAAAUCGCAUGCACAGGUGUCGACUAAUAGUGAACCGGUCUUGCUAUCUACUGCAGUUCUUGGCGUACGGGACAAAAGUAAAAACUAUAUCAGCGUCCGCGCGCUUCUCGAUAGCGGCAGUCAGCGGUCGUUCAUAACACAAUCAUUAUGCAAUAAAAUAAACGCACAAUUAAUACAGUCCACUUAUAACAUAAAGGGUGUAGGCAGCGCCUUAGCGGACGCAAAAUAUUUCGAGUCACAAUCGGUCGACAUCCUAUUGGGUGCCGAUUUAUUCUGGGAUCUCCUUGAUGAAGGAAAGAUUCGUCUUGAAAAUGGUCCAUUUAUACAAAACACAAAAUUAGGAUGGAUCAUUUCGGGACCUAUAUAUACGCACACUCCUAAAUACUCACAAGUUUCAUGCAAUUUUACUCACACAUUAGACUCACAGUUGCGUAAAUUCUGGGAACUUGAGGAAUUACCGAGGGUCACUAAUGUCCUCAGUAUUGAGCAAAGGGCUUGUGAGGAACGCUUUACAAGUACCACAACGCGCACAGAGGAAGGCAGGUUUUGUGUGCGCAUACCUUUCAAGGAUAGUCCUAAAUUAUUAGGUGAAUCAUACUCUCAGGCACUGAAUCGAUUUUAUGCACUUGAGAAACGAUUACAACGCACACCCGAUUAUAAACAAUUAUACAUUUCAUUUAUGCGGGAAUACAUUGAGCUGGGGCAUAUGUCACGAAUACACACAUACAAUACUCCACACUACAUAAUGCCACAUCAUGGUGUUUUUCGCGCCCAUAGUACCACAACAAAACUACGGGUUGUAUUCGACGCAAGCGCAAGUACCACCUCGGGUAAAUCGCUUAACGAUUUACAACUUGUAGGUGCACCUAUACAAGGCGAUCUAACUGCCAUAUUAUUACGCUUUAGGCAACAUCGGUGGGUGGCAUGCGCAGACAUCGAAAAAAUGUAUCGUCAAGUGUUGGUACAUAACGAUCACCGUGACCUACAAUUAAUAUUGUGGCGCGAAAAUCCCACUGAUGAGAUAGGUAUAUACCAACUCAACACUGUGACAUACGGCACAGCAUCAGCCCCAUUUCUUAGCGUUAGGUGUUUGAAAGAAUUAGCGUCUACAACUACAAAUACAAACAUUAGUAGAAUUAUACGCGAGGAUUUUUAUGUAGACGAUUUAAUUACUGGUAACUCUGACAGCAAAGAUAAUUUAACUCACACAUGUAACGAGAUUAGUCGGAUUUUGAUGACAGGUUGCUUUCCAUUACGCAAGUGGAUAUUUAACUACAAAGAGGACUCGUCAUCAACACCAUCACAUAACUCACACGCUUCAAAGGAGUUAUCACUCGGCGAUAAUGUGCACCAAAAAACAUUAGGCCUCGGUUGGUGUAAUCAAUCUGACACAUUUAACUUUCGUACAGAAUUCAAAAUCGAUUAUGAAAUAUUAACUAAACGCGUCAUAUUGUCAAAGGUUUCUAAAAUUUUCGAUCCGUUAGGCAUGCUUAGUCCUUUUAUAAUUAUCGCAAAGAUUUUAUUACAAAGGCUAUGGUUAUUGAAAGUUGGCUGGGAUGAACCGCUACCCAAUGACGUCACUCACCAGUGGUUGCGAUUUGUUGAUAGCAUUCCAUUACUUACGAAAAUAAAUAUACCGCGACACGUAAUAGGUAACAAUUCAUUACGCAUAGAAUUGCAUAUUUUUACAGACGCAUCACAGGUUGCUUAUGGAGCUUGCGCAUACGUGCGCAGUAUAGGUAACGAUAAUAAGAUUACAGUCCGAUUGUUAUGUUCAAAAGGAAAGGUCGCGCCUAUAAAACCCACCAGUAUUCCGCGUCUCGAGCUCUGCGGAGCUUUGUUAGGUGCUAGGCUAUAUGAAAAAAUUAAACAGUCACUACGAUAUCCUCAUGACUAUUAUCCCUUAAGCCCAGCUCAUUUCUUGGUCGGUCGUCCGCUGACUGCGCCGCCGUGCUCUGAUGUUCAAGACUUCACGCCAUCAAACUUGACACGAUAUCAACGGGUAGAACAAAUACGCCAACAUUUUUGGACAAGGUGGUCCAAAGAAUAUAUAUCUGAGAUGCAAAUAAGGAACAAAUGGAAAACUCGCCAAGCAGACCUGAAGCCAAACACCUUAGUGCUCAUUAAGGACGACCACUUACCUCCAUUAAAGUGGCGUUUAGGACGCAUCAUUUCCACUCUCCCGGGCAAAGACGGGGUAUCAAGAGUCGCCGACAUAAGGACGGAGACCGGCAUCGUUAGGCGGGCAUUCUCUAAAAUAUGCCCUCUUUGGAACGAAGAAGAAGAAUUGAAAGUGGAACCUUCCAAGGCCGGGGGCAUGUUAAAACAGUAGUAGCAAAUCUGCUGUGAGUAGUAUAAUGCUCAAAGUCACAGGCGCCAUCCUCAACCACCACUGGUCGACGUCAAAUCUAGCGUCGAUGACGGCAUCAGUCAAUCGACCAGUGAGAAGCACCGCUCAUCACGCGACACAUAUGA